Messenger RNA from Gryllus bimaculatus (two-spotted cricket), 4413 nucleotides. Lineage: Eukaryota; Metazoa; Arthropoda; Insecta; Orthoptera; Gryllidae. The record is from the annotation of a GenBank genome assembly.
GCCGCCGUCUCCUAACCUUGAUGCGUUUCGUAUAAUCAUAGUGAUGGAUUGAAUUAGGGGUUUCCCCACGUCGGCUUUCUUUUUGCUGCCGAGGGGAUCGUUGUAGAAGAUAGUGGGGAGAAGAAUGCUGACGUAGCGUGCUCAAAUUAUAAUAGUUUACUAUUGUAAAGUUUCAGCUGCUUCUUGAUAAUUCUCGUGUGCCGAUAACCUUAUUGUAUACGUCAAAGGUGCGAAAUUUAUGAAGAGAUGGAUGACAGACCUAAAAGAAUUCCGGAGUGUAAUAAUUUCAAAAAGACUGGAUUUUGUAGAUAUGGUGCUGGGUGCAAAUUCUCACACAUUAUCGAUAAACCUGAUGUAAUUCAGGAACUGUUUUCCCAAUUGGAAAUCUCAAAAAAGCCAUCAAGUAGUGUGAAAGUUGGUUUGGAUUCUGAGAAGCAAAAAGAGUUACGACAAUUUUUGAGAUCGUACAUACCAAAUGAAAAACGAGGUGUUACUCAAGAACAUGAAUAUGAUGAUUAUGAAGAUGAUGCGUCUUCAGAUGAUGAACUCACUGAGGAAGAGAAAAAUAGAGAACAUGAGAAAGUGCUCGAAGAUAAAUAUCAACAUAUACCUGACAGUGUUUUCAAGCGAAAAUUUUUACAGAAUAUUGUGGGAAACUUUAGAGCCAGCAAAGGAAUUCCAAGGGACAUUCCAUGUGCCCUUGAAAGGAAUGCCACAUUAGAUUUUAACCUCAAAACGAAACUUACUGAUCAAAUGCAAAAUUCUCCAGGCUACAAGAGGAUGAUGCAAGUUCGUUCUCAAUUGCCAGUUUUUGAGAGCAAGGAUUAUAUUUUAGAUAUGAUCAAGGAAAAUCAAGUUGUUGUGAUCAGUGGUGAAACAGGUAGUGGCAAGACUACACAGGUGGCACAAUACAUUUUGGAUGAUUUUAUCCUAAAUAAUCGGGGAUCUGUUUGUCAUAUUGUGUGCACCCAGCCUCGAAGAAUCAGUGCUGUUUCUGUAGCCCAGCGAGUAGCUGAUGAACGGGGUGAAAGAUGUGGUGAAAGCGUGGGAUACCAAAUUCGGCUUGACAAGCAGCUCCCUCGGAAACAGGGGAGUAUUUUGUUUUGUACCACUGGUAUCCUUCUCCAGUGGCUUCAUUCUGAUCCAGGUCUCUCUCAUGUUACUCAUGUACUCAUUGAUGAAAUUCAUGAGCGCAAUAUGGAUACUGAUUUUGUGAUGACUGUCAUUCGGGAAGUGUUACCACAGAGAAAGGAUUUGAAAGUAAUUUUAAUGAGUGCUACUCUCAAUGCAGAGCAGUUUGCAGCUUAUUUUUACAAAUGCCCAAUUAUUACAGUACCUGGAAAACUGUACCCAGUGGAGAAAUAUUACUUGGAAGAUAUUAUUUCAAUGACUGGAUAUGUGAAAAUGAAACAAAGAAAAUCACGACCUAGACAAGAUGCAUCUUAUAAUCAGUUUUCUGAUAUGAUUGUUCCAUACGUUCUCUCUCUUCGCCAUAAGUUUGGAGAAGUGGUUAUUGACCAGUUAUUGGAACCUGAUAGUGAGGCAUUAAACUUAGAAUUAUAUCAAGAGUUAAUUGAACAUAUUUGUGAGAACGAAGGACCUGGAGCAAUUCUAGUAUUUCUUCCUGGUUGGGAUCAGAUAUCUAAUCUGUGCAGAAUGCUGUCAAGUUCACCAUUUUUCAGCAUUAUUGGUGUGCCCAAACAAGCUUCAGAAGACAGAGACGAGUUGGAAUUUGAGAAUGAUGAAGAGGCAGAGAAACGUGAGAUAAAAAUCUUGACAGGAGUUAAAGAUCGACAGUUUCUAAUACUUCCUCUACACUCAAAAAUGCCUUCUGUUAAUCAGUCACAAGUCUUUGAUCCCCCACCACCAGGAGUUCGAAAAAUUAUCAUUUCUACUAAUAUAGCAGAAACAUCCAUUACUAUCAAUGAUGUUGUCUAUAUUAUAGACAGUGGUAAGAUGAAAGUGAAAAGCUAUGAUGCAGAGAAAAAUGUUUCUGUUUUACAAGACCAGUGGGUUAGUAAAGCAAACGCUGUGCAACGCAGAGUUUUCCGGGUGCAACGUGGCAAAUGCUAUCACAUGUAUACUAAAGCCCGGGAACGUUUAUUUGAUGAUUUUCCCACACCUGAGAUUCUCAGGACUCGACUUGAAGAGUUAAUCCUUACCAUCAAACUCUUGGAGCUUGGGAAAGUUGCUACUAUUCUCAAUCGCAUAAUGGACAGUCCCAAUCCCAAGACAGUCAACUCAUCUCUGAAGCUUUUAGAGACACUUCGCGCUUUGGAUGGUGAUGAAAAUUUGACACCUCUUGGCUUCCACUUGGCAAAAUUACCUCUGGAACCUCACAUUGCCAAAAUGAUAAUUUUGGGUGCUAUCUUCAGUUGUGCGGAUCCUAUUUUAUCACUGGCUGCUUGUUUGAGUUUCAAAGAACCGUUCUUCAUGCCUCUGGGGCAAGAUAAAGAAGUAAUGGCAAAGAAAAUCAUAAUUUCAAAGGGAAAUAAAAGUGACCAUUUAGUUCUAGCUGAAGCCUUCCGAUUAUGGGAAGAAGUUAAAAAUAAAAAAGCGGCUCGAAAGUUUUGUUGGGAUAAUUUUCUAUCAAUGGCUACUUUUCGAGAUCUUAGAAAACUGAAGAUCGAAUUUGCAGAAUAUUUGCAUGAAAUGGGAUUUUUGAAAACUAAAAAUUCCAAAGAUGAAAGUGCCAACACGAACUCAGAAAACUUCAGUGUUCUGAAAGCUGUGAUUUGUGCUGGAUUGUACCCAAAUGUUGCUAUUGUUGAAAGAGUUCAACGCUUUACAUUAUCUGGAAAGCUGGAGGUGGUCGUGAGGACUCCUGAAGAUGGAAAUGUGAAGCUGCAUAGAUCAUCCAUUAAUGAGAGUCAGCAAUCAUUUGAAAGUCCAUAUUUGGUUUAUCACAGUAAAAUGAAAAGUUCACAUAUUUUCCUUCAUGAUGCAACAAUGGUGUCUUCUUUACCGCUCAUUUUAUUUAGUCAUAAAGUUUAUUAUGAUCCAACUGGCAAAGUGAUUCGAGUUAAUGAUGAUAUCGCAUUCAACUGUGCCAAAGAUCUUGCCACCCUUGUUCAAGAAUUGAGACAAGAAGUUCAAAAGGUUUUGGAUACUUUGGUAAUGGAGCCUGGCACAGUAGACUGGGCAAGUAAUGACCAGAAGACAAAAAUUCUAAGGGCAGCGGCGGAAUUAAUUACUUCUGAAGACACUACUCAACAGAAGACUGAGAAUGAUAUUAAAGAAGGGGCUAAAAAGAGGAAAUAAAGAUGCUUGAAAAAUUACACUUUUUCAAAAAUUUCCAUCAUUGCAUUGUGGAAAAUAAUCUAUGUAAAGUUAUUUCUCUCCUGAUGAUAAAAUAUUUUUCAUUAGAAUUGAACGUGUGAAUUAAAUAUGAACGUUUUAGAAUAUUCAUAUUAAAACUAAUGUGCUUUACAUUGUUCACAAUGAUCUGUUUGAAUUUUAAGGGAUCACCAGAAAAAUUAGCUCAUGGGAUGUCAAAAAUGUUGGAAACUCUUCUAAUAUGUCACGCUAAAACUAAAAUGAAACAAAGUUUUUAAAUAAUUUCAGAAAAUAUUUGGUUUAUGAGAUAGCUGUACAAACUUGAGACUUAAUUUGUCUUUUGGAAUAUCAAUUUGGUGUAAGUACCUACUAACAUAUUAAUGUAUUUCAUUUCAACUGCUUUUACCAAUUUGAUUUGAGACUAAAUUUAAGAAAGAUGUCAAAAGGAUUCUUUCAAUCAACACAUUUCUAUUUCAAUUUGCUAAGUAAUGUAAAUUCUUAGAAUUCAGAAUUUUUAUAGGAUAAAAUAGUCCUCCUGUAUUUUGUUUUCUCUGAUAGCAUACAUCGUCUUCUAAGUGCAUUUAGUCUUGUUUGUCAUUUAGAAAAAUGCAAUAAUCCAGUAAUAAUUUAAUGAAUAAGGUUCUCAGAUUUUUUACCAGUCAUUUUAAUAAUAAGUUUUUUUCAUAUAUAGUGCAAAGAAUGUGUAAUUGUUAAUACACACAUGCUAAAUAAUGAAUUGAAAUCAAAGUUCCAUUAUUUUCUUACCUGGUUUUGUCUGUUGCCAUUGGGUUUCCACAGAUUUGACACCUGAGAUGUUUUCUACAAAUUUGGUAUAUGCAUACUUUUAUUUUGUAAAUGCUUUAAUUUUUUGCAGUUGUAGAAACAUAAGCUUUAUGUUUGGAAUGUCAUUCGUAAUGAUUCUUUUAUUCUAAUUUGUGGGGCUUCAUUUUGAAUGAAUUCUUUGUUCUUUUGUGUAUGUAUAAGAAUGUCUGUGUAAUUGAUAAAUUGUAAUUGAGUAUUUGAAAAUUGAAAUUGUGUUGUUAAAUUUAAGUGAAACCAUUAAAAAAAUUAACUUUUUUUAAAUAUUAUUAUUGUUAUUAUUAUUGAAGAAGUGUGAAAGAAUUGUAAAAAAUGGCU